Molecule: messenger RNA, 3205 nt
Organism: Prosopis cineraria
Lineage: Eukaryota; Viridiplantae; Streptophyta; Magnoliopsida; Fabales; Fabaceae
Product: alpha-1,4 glucan phosphorylase L-2 isozyme, chloroplastic/amyloplastic-like
Exons: 15
Coding region: 159-3095 (978 amino acids)
Biological process (GO): glycogen catabolic process
Cellular component (GO): cytoplasm
Molecular function (GO): pyridoxal phosphate binding; glycogen phosphorylase activity
Source: RefSeq, a predicted model, not a curated record
AUAUGGACAAUUCAUUGAAUUUAUGAAGAAAUAAUUAUGGAAGAAAAUUGAAGAUAAGAAGACAAAUAGCCACUUCCUCUUUCACUCAUUUUUUCCACACUCCUAAUGCUCUGAGACUCUGCUAUACAAUUUCUGGCCAUUUUCUCAAACUUGCAGCAAUGGCUGCUCUGCUGUUCUCUGCGACCUGCGGGCAGUCAAAUUCUGCGCUGGAUCCUAAAUACAGCUCAAUCUUCACUCCAAGAAACAAUUUUUGCAAGCUGUCUGCCUCCAGAAGGCUAAGAAGAAGAAAGCUCUGCGUCAAGAAUGUCGCUAGCGAUAAAAAGCAGGAGCUAGAAGAACAAGUCACCGAAGGCACUUUGAAUUCCUUCGUGCCAGAUUCUACAUCUGUCGCUUCGAGUAUCAAAUAUCAUGCUGAGUUCACGCCUUCGUUUUCUCCAGAGAAGUUUGAACUCAGCAAAGCAUUCUUUGCAACUGCAGAGAGUGUUCGUGAUACUCUAAUCAUAAAUUGGAAUACAACCUAUGCCUAUUAUGAGAAGAUGAAUGUCAAGCAAGCAUAUUAUAUGUCUAUGGAGUAUCUACAGGGUAGGGCAUUGCUGAAUGCAAUUGGUAACUUACAGCUUACAGGUCCUUAUGCUGAGGCUCUCACUAUGUUGGGGCACAAUUUAGAGGAUGUGGCUGACCAGGAGCCAGAUGCUGCGCUAGGGAAUGGGGGAUUAGGUCGCCUUGCAUCUUGCUUCCUGGACUCCUUGGCAACACUGAACUACCCUGCAUGGGGAUAUGGACUUAGAUACAAGUAUGGUUUAUUCAAACAGCACAUAACAAAGGAUGGUCAGGAGGAAGUUGCUGAAAGUUGGCUUGAGAUGGGAAAUCCCUGGGAAAUUGUGAGAAAUGAUGUUUCUUACCCUGUGAAAUUCUAUGGAGAAGUUAUUUCUGGCGAAAAUGGAAGUAAACAAUGGGUUGGGGGAGAGAAUAUAAUGGCUGUUGCCUAUGAUGUUCCAAUACCUGGAUACAAAACCAGGACCACUAUAAAUCUGCGGUUAUGGUCUACUAAAGUGUCACCAGAAGAAUUUGAUUUGAGAGCUUUCAAUGCUGGAGAUCAUGCCAAAGCACAUGCCUAUCUGAAGAACGCUGAAAAGAUCUGCUAUAUAUUGUACCCUGGGGAUGAAUCAGUUGAAGGGAAGACUCUACGGUUGAAGCAACAAUAUACAUUGUGCUCUGCCUCUCUCCAGGAUAUUAUUGCACGUUUUGAGAAAAGAUCAGGGAAGUCAUUGAAUUGGGAGACUUUACCAGACAAAGUAGUGGUCCAAAUGAAUGAUACUCACCCAACACUCUGCAUUCCAGAGCUGAUCAGGAUACUGAUUGAUGUAAAAGGUUUGAGCUGGGAGAAAGCCUGGGAUAUUUCUAAAAGAACUGUUGCAUACACAAACCACACAGUUCUGCCUGAGGCUCUAGAGAAAUGGAGUUUACAGCUUCUGCAGGAUUUGCUUCCUCGACAUGUAGAGAUAAUAAAAAAGAUAGAUGAAGAGUUUAUUCAUGAAAUUAUCAAUGAGUAUGGUACACAUGAUCUUGACUUAUUGCAAGAAAAACUUCAGAAAAUGAGAAUACUAGAAAACAUUGAGUUACCCAACUCGGUGAUAGAGCUUCUUAAUCACUCAGAAGAGGUUUCUUCCACUGAUCCUAUCAAGAAUGCUGACAUUAAUGAUGAAAAGAUAAAGGCUGCAGAAACAGAAGAGAGAGAAGAAGAAGCUGAUGAAGAGGAAAAAGAAGAAGAAGACAAUGAUGAUGAUGAAGAGGAAAAAGAAGAGGAUGGUGAUGACCAAUCAAGUGAGAAGGAUGGUAAAAAGAAAACAAAGGUCAUAUUUAAAGUUGAUCCAAAACAGACCAUGGAGGUUUGCAUGGCUAAUCUAUGUGUUGUCGGCGGGUUUUCUGUAAAUGGAGUAGCUGAGAUUCAUAGUGAGAUUGUAAAAGAGACAGUUUUCAAUGAAUUUUACCAGUUUUGGCCUCAGAAAUUCCAAAAUAAAACAAAUGGGGUGACACCCAGAAGAUGGAUCCGUUUCUGCAAUCCUAAUCUCAGCAACAUCAUAACUAAGUGGAUUGGAACAGAGGACUGGGUAACAGAUCUUGAGAAACUGGCAAUACUUCGAAAGUUUGCUGAUAAUGAGGAUCUUCAAUUAGAGUGGAGAGAAGCAAAAAGAAGAAACAAGGUUAAGGUUGCAGCAUUUAUCAAAGAGAAAACUGGUUAUGUUGUCAGUCCAGAUGCAAUGUUUGAUGUACAGGUGAAGCGCAUUCAUGAAUACAAACGGCAGUUGUUGAAUGCAAUGGGGAUUGUUUAUCGCUACAAAAAGAUGAAAGAAAUGAGUCCUGAUGAAAGAAAAAGAAGGUUUGUUCCACGGGUCUGUAUUUUUGGUGGAAAGGCAUUUGCCACAUAUGUUCAAGCCAAGAGGAUUGUGAAAUUCAUCACAGAUUUAGGAGCCACAGUAAAUCAUGAUCCAGAUAUUGGGGAUCUUUUGAAGAUUGUAUUUGUUCCUGAUUACAAUGUCAGUGCUGCGGAAGUGCUAAUUCCAGGCAGUGAGUUAUCCCAGCAUAUCAGCACGGCUGGGAUGGAGGCCAGUGGAACUAGCAACAUGAAGUUUGCAAUGAAUGGGUGCGUACUUAUAGGAACUCUAGAUGGGGCUAAUGUUGAAAUAAGAGAAGAGGUUGGAGAAGAUAAUUUCUUCCUUUUUGGUGCACGAGCAGAUGAAAUCGCUGGCCUACGUAAAGAAAGAGCUGAGGGAAGGUUUGUAGCAGACCCAAGGUUCGAAGAGGUAAAGGCAUAUGUCAGAAGUGGUGCUUUUGGACCAUACAACUAUGAAGAACUGAUGGGAUCCUUGGAAGGAAAUGAAGGCUAUGGGCGUGCUGAUUACUUUCUUGUUGGGAAGGACUUUCCUAACUACAUAGAGUGCCAAGAGAAGGUUGAUGAGGCUUAUAGAGACCAGAAAAGAUGGACAAGAAUGUCAAUCCUGAACACAGCUGGCUCAUACAAGUUCAGCAGUGACCGGACUAUUCAUGAGUAUGCAAGAGACAUUUGGGGAAUUAAACAUGCUAAAUUAGCAUGAAAGGUUAUACAGAUAUGGCGGUGGAAAACUUUGUUGAUGUUCUAUUGAUAGUUAAGUCGGGCCCAAAUGUAAAAAAUUUUGCUAAUCAAAAUGAAGUUGUUCCAAUCCAA